UCAGCAGUGAAGUUCGUUGCAUUUGGUAUUAACCUAGCGUACGGAUUCUAGCUGCGUACUGAUCACGGCAUUAUUCCCCGUUAGCUGCUUUUCGUACCUUGUAAUUGAUCCAGGGUCACACCGCUUAGUCCAAAGUAAUCCACUAUGAUAGAUUCCAAAAAAAUAAUAAUGAUGAAUACAGCUAUUGUUAUUGUUUUAAUGCAAUUAAAAUGAAGUAAAAAAAGUUUACUAUGCACACUUAAGUUUACUAGAAGAUCGUGUGAUGCGAUAGCUACAGCUUUACUGACAAACGGAUCUAUGGCGGACCUGUGUUUAACGUGUUGCCGGAAGUCUUCAGUCGUACAAAUAUUUGAUCAAUUUUAUAAUUGAACUUUACAGUCCGCAUUUUAAAUGCUUGUCUGCGUACUUUGUCGCAUUUAUUUUGCUGACUUGUGAGAAAUGAAACCCAGUGACUCGCAAUGACUGUAUUUGCUCUGUGUAGAGAAGUGCAUGCCUUUAGGGACUCAUGACUUGCGAAUUUGCAAUAAAAAGUAGCAAAAAUAGUUUCGGUUUCUUUUGACUGAUCUCCAGCAGGUCUUUCCUUCUUGGGGAAGUUCCUGCACAGAUGGUGUCCUUGUGGUGGUGACAUGAAAACUCACCGAGUGCCACGGGUUCAACGUAAGAGAGCAAAAAGCCUCAGGCAGGGAGUAUGCUUGCUUUCACCAUGCACCCGAGAGCAGCCUGUUUCAGUAGCCCCAAAACUGACGACUCCUGCAAAGCAGGAAGUUUUUCGGCAAGGAGUGGUGCAAUUUCAUGUCCAUCAGAAGGAUGGCAUUCUCGUGUGCACAGAAUUCUUCUAUGGGAGCUGCUUCUUAGGAGCCAUGUGCCCCCGACACCACACGCCCCGUCCCUACCACUGGCAGCUCAGGGAAUCCCAGUCUAAGCAGUGGGUCAGCAUCUCACACUCUGCCCAGCAACACCUGGAAGCCUUGUACUGCAACCACACCGUCGACACAGCCACCUUGAAGGAAAGCCCAGAAGCUUCAGCGAGCUGGGAGUUGGACUUGCAGACCCUCUUAAUUAAAAACAGCUUGAUAUACAACAAAGCACGAAGACUGGCCACCACCUCAGAUCCAGUCACCAGUUACUCCUUCCACGUGGACUGGGUCAUAUACUGGCAGGAGGAGGAAAGCUGGAAUACCUACCAGGAGCCAAUUGCCACUUACUUGAACGCGGCAUUUGAGAAGGGCAUGUGGAACCAAGCCUUCUCUUUGAAAGACGUGAUCUACAAUGUGGACUUGAAGAAGUUCACUCAGCGCAACGUGAAAACUGGCUUCACUAGAAGCAUUCGCCGAAGACCACGCUUCUUCUCCGAUGUGCGUCUUUCAAGGAAUUUGCAGAGAGUGAACAAUUCCAUCCCGGGAAUUUCUUUUGACAGUCACCCAACCUUUUCAAGAAACCCUUUUUUGCCUGCCUUUAGAAACUACCCUCCCACCUGGGUUCCAGGCCUUCCUGAAGAGGGGAUAUUUGCAAAGAUCCCUGUGCCAGUAUCUAGCAUAACAUAUAGGCACAUUUAUAAACUUUUUCAUAAAACUGUCCCAGAAACUUCAGCCUGUAUCACUGCCAUUCACCAGAUCCAGAACCCCUGGCUAUGGGGUAAAUAUGAGAACCAGAGGGAUUUCAUGGCUCAGCGGUCUGCUGGGGAGGGCAGCCUCAUCAAUGAGAUGCAUCUCUUCCACGGCACGACACAGAGCGCGGUGGAGGCCAUUUGCAGGAUGAACUUUGACCCCCGUCUCUCAGGCAGCAAGAACGGCCAUGUCUAUGGCCAGGGUACGUACUUCGCAAGCGAGGCCAGAAGCUCCGCCAGAUACAACCCUGAGGAGACCACGGAACGCUACAUGUUCCUCGCCAAGGUCCUUGUUGGCAAGUGGGUGGUAGGGGAGGCUUCGUUUCGCCGGCCCCCACCUAUCAAAGACUCUGAUCCCAGUGGGGAUCUCUAUGACUCCUGUGUUAACCAUAAUACAGAGCCUACAAUGUUUGUCAUUUUUGACAGCUGCCAGUGCUACCCUUAUUUCUUGAUUCAAUACAGAAACUAUACAGACAGUAUUAUAGUGAGUUAACCGUUGCAAACUAGCUGAUGCUGUAGAACAGUGGAUCACCAGGAUCCAGAUUGGGAACCAAACACCUGCUGCUUUGCAUACUAUCCACUAAUCCUUAAGGUUGCUGCUGGAAGAGGUGUUAGUGGGCCCAGCAGGGGGCGCUCACCCUGCGGUCCAUGUGGGU
This is a messenger RNA of Lepisosteus oculatus (spotted gar), 2262 nucleotides long. RefSeq names its product protein mono-ADP-ribosyltransferase TIPARP-like. Gene Ontology annotation, molecular function: NAD+-protein mono-ADP-ribosyltransferase activity; NAD+ poly-ADP-ribosyltransferase activity; zinc ion binding. Gene Ontology annotation, cellular component: nucleus. The record is from RefSeq and is a predicted model, not a curated record. NCBI's taxonomy places the organism in Eukaryota, Metazoa, Chordata, Actinopteri, Semionotiformes, Lepisosteidae.